Messenger RNA from Necator americanus (New World hookworm), 687 nucleotides. RefSeq lists its product as uncharacterized. The transcript has 5 exons. The coding region runs from base 1 to 687 and encodes 228 amino acids. Lineage: Eukaryota; Metazoa; Nematoda; Chromadorea; Rhabditida; Ancylostomatidae. The record is from RefSeq and is a predicted model, not a curated record.
AUGCUGUGUCUGCGGAAGAAUUUUUUGGAACCUUCCUCUUUUCUGCUUCGCCUUCUCGCUACUGCGACGCCCUUCAGCGGCAACGUUCAAAAAGGAAAGAGCAUGAGUGAAUCCUUACUCCCAGACAACAUGAUGGACGCCAUGAACGCUACCGUGAUGUUUCCUCCAGGCACGGUUGAGACACGUCCGACGCAGCUGUGGGAGGUGAUAGUCGUAAUCUCAUGUCCCGUUCUUUUUGUGUUGUUUUUAUGCUGCUGCAUCGUAUGUAUGAUCGUGAAGAAUCAUGAUCGACAACCAUCUGUGGAGCCGCUGCGUCGACGAAAUCUUGGACGAAUUAUGCGACAAUUACCACCGCCACCGAAAUAUGACGUCGCAAUUGCCUCCAGUCAGUCGCCACCACCUCUGUAUUCGGACAUCGAAAAGGGCGUGAUUUUCGACCCAUUACGAUCAUUAUCAAGCACCGCCCCUUCGUCACCGACGAGUCCUGAGGCACCACCGAUGGCUAUACAGUACCUCUACCCACCCAGAUAUGAAUCUGCAGCUGUACAUGGUCCCGCUUGUCACGAUGAUGACUUUGGCCGAUCGCCCACCGCCGUUCAUUCCGUGAUGACUACGGAUGCCCGCGGUCGUUCCGCGAUUACACACCGUCCUUCAGUCACUGUUAUCGUUAUGAAUGGGGCAUUGUGA